Messenger RNA from Capronia coronata CBS 617.96, 735 nucleotides. Its product is annotated as cysteine dioxygenase. Lineage: Eukaryota; Fungi; Ascomycota; Eurotiomycetes; Chaetothyriales; Herpotrichiellaceae. Gene Ontology annotation, molecular function: cysteine dioxygenase activity; ferrous iron binding. Gene Ontology annotation, biological process: L-cysteine catabolic process. The record is from RefSeq and is a predicted model, not a curated record. The transcript has a single exon. The coding region runs from base 1 to 735 and encodes 244 amino acids.
AUGUUAUCCUACCAACCAACGCCCGUCGAGGCGGCGCCAUAUAUGCUACGACCUGAUCUGUAUCCGCCACAGCACCAAGACAAGAUCAACACAAUUGAUUCAACAGAUGACUUCCACCGCCUGGUGCGAGCCCUCUCUGACGUACUGGGCCCUUCUUCCGGCAUUGACUCCGCCGACGUCGACGAGAACGAUCUCAUCCGUCUCAUGGAAGGCUACGUGUCACAAGAAAGCCAGUGGCAUCAAUACGCCUUCGCGGACACGAGCCGAAACUAUACUCGCAAUCUCGUCGAUGAGGGUAACGGCAAGUCGAAUUUAUUGGUAGUGGUCUGGAAUCCAGGACGGUCUAGUCCAAUCCACGACCACGCCAAUGCGCAUUGUGUGAUGAAAAUCCUCAAGGGGAGUCUCAAGGAAACAUUGUACUCCAUGCCGCCAGGCUCCGCAGACAGCCAGAUAAAGUCAUCUGGCACGUUGACUCCACCACAAAUCGUCAAAGAGACAACUUAUGCGGAAAAUGAAGUCACCUACAUCUCCGACCAGAUUGGCCUCCACAAAAUCUCCAACCCCUCCAGCACCGAGGCGGCCGUUUCUUUGCAUCUAUACACUCCGCCUCACGCGGCGAACUUUGGCUUCAACCUCUUUGAUGAGAAAACCGGGAAGCAAACACAUAUCAAGCAAGCCGGCUUCUUCUCCGACCGCGGCAAACUCAUUGAAAAAUGCAAGUUUGGGUCUUUCUAA